Hevea brasiliensis (rubber tree) is the source of this 1849-nucleotide messenger RNA. RefSeq lists its product as uncharacterized. Bases 220 to 1668 code for a protein of 482 amino acids. The transcript has 6 exons. The record is from RefSeq and is a predicted model, not a curated record. Lineage: Eukaryota; Viridiplantae; Streptophyta; Magnoliopsida; Malpighiales; Euphorbiaceae.
GUAAAUUUGGUUCGGGUCCCGCUUGCGCAUCCUUUACGAGUCCUUUCAUCUUGGUCCCGACUCCUCGUUUUCUACCCCUUUACCAAACGCCAACUCCCCGGAUCUCUCGUUUAACGACUUGGCUAAUAAAGCCGGCGGUGACGUUCUGUUUAUCGGCUCGCUAUUCCGAUCCCAAGCCCUAAACUCCAUGAAUGUAUAAUUAUCUUGGAGAAAAUUAAUAUGGGACCUGACUUGGAGAAGUCUAAAGCGUCUGCUGAAGCAUUCGCUAAUAAAGAUAUUGGAAGUUUUCCUCAAGUUUCGGAAGAUAAACUUGUGCAAUGUGUAAGUAGUUAUGAGGACAAUAAUUUUCAUGAAGAAACUUUAAAUGAUGACCAACCUAAGGUACUGACUGCAAGUGAAGAUAUGGAGAUCAAUAUAAUUGAUUGUACAAAGUCUGGUGACAAUGAACAAGUUGAAGCUAGAUGUGAGGAUGAAACUGAGAGUAUGAGUUCUUUUAGCGACACAUUAUCUGAGACCGAGAAUGGUUCAGCAUUGAGUGAUAUUGAAGUUGAGUCAAAAUUAUGUGUUGGUGAUGCACCAGCAGCUAUAUUUGACAAAUAUGGCGGAGCAUUUCAAAUGAGGAAGAAAAGGCUGACAGAUCAUUGGAGGAGAUUUAUACGUCCUCUUAUGUGGCGCUGCAAGUGGAUAGAAUUGCAAAUUAAAGAAUUUCAGUCCCAAGCACUUAAAUAUGACAGAGAACUUGCAAAGCAUGAACAGAGAAAGCAAUUCGAUUUUGAUACAUUUGUAGUAGAAGGAUUUGAUGCAAAGUCACUGCCAUUUUCAGGUUGUACUCAAAGGAAGAAAGUCAUGAAGAGAAAGAAAAGAAAAAGAGUGGAAGAGACAGCUGAUAUAACAUCAUAUGUGCUGCAACAUAACCUCUUCUCCUACUAUGAAAAUGGGAAGUCUGCUGCCAAUGGUGCUUUUAUGACUGAUGAUUGUGGUAAUCCAGAUAAGGCUAUCAAUGGUAAUGAUGAGUUUGGGUUGCAAGAUGGAUGGGCAUCUCUUGAGUCCAAAGGCAUUGAUAAUAUCCGUGAAAAUAUUCUCUGGAAAAUUGAAAUGUUACAAUUGCAGGUCCAUAAGUUGAAGGCUCGGAUUGAAAAGGUGGUGAGUGAAAAUCCUGGGAAGUUCUGUUCUGUUAAUAGGCUGAGUGCACCUCCAUCUUGUGAUGCAUUGACCAAUCAAAAUCCUGCUUCCCCUCUUGAACUUGGAGAGAGAAUGCCUGCUAGAUCGCUAUGCACCUUAUCUCAGCAUAUGUCUGACUUUAAAGAUAUUAUGCCUGAAACGGCAGUUUCGAGUCAUGGAGAGGUCACCCCUCUUCCUGAUAUGAUCGAAAGCACAAGUCAGGCUCAGACUGAAGAGGGAAUUCUAAUACAUAAUCAGGCAGCAAAGGAAGAGAUGCAAGACUUGAAAAUUGUCGGACACCAGCUCACAGAGAAGCAUCAUGCACUGAUGGAAAAGCAGGCAGUCCGGUCUUCUGAGGCUGACAUACACCUAGAGACAUUUGUGCCUCGUGUGAAUUUUGGUGGAAAAACACUUCCAAAAUCCAGGUCCAAUGUUUCCAAUAACAAGAAAAAGCGGGGGAGGAGAAAAUCUCAUAGAGGUGGCUGGAACCGUAGAUCCUUGGCUUAGCUGGAAAAAUGAGUUCAAUGUUGAGUUAUCUGAAAAGGCUGAACUUAAAAGUAACUGCAAGAUUAUAAUUGUAUAUGCUGCUUAUUCUGAUGUAUAUCUUCUCCUUUCUCUGACUGCUGCAACAAAAGCUUGUAAAUGCUGCAUAUUUAUUAGAUCUUUGUAUUUGGCAUUGCGUAUUGCA